AUGACCAUCGAGGUCCCUAAACCUUUCCCCUACAAAGAUGACAAAGCUGUCCCAUGGAACUACAAUUACAAUCGGACGUUGCUAUACACCAGAGGCAUUAGAGAAUUUCAGGAAGGAGAAGGGAAAAGAAAAAGGGCAAAAUUCAAGAAAAAAAAAGUGCAAUCUCAAGAAUCGACAGAUGGCUCAAAGGGGUUGGUGACGGAAAAAGAAGCUGCCGAGUUCCUCAAGUUCAUUAAACAUAGUGAGUACAAUGUGGUCGAGCAAUUGAACAGGUUGCUUGCUUGUAUCUCACUGUUAUCAUUGCUCCUCAACUCAGAACCACAUAGGAAUUCUUUGAUGAGGAUUCUGAACCAAGCAUAUGUGGAUCACAACAUUUCAGUUGAAAAUUUAGACUACAUCAUUGGGAACAUUUUAGUGGGUAACAUAAUAUCCUUUAAUGAUGAAGAAAUCCCUUCUGGAGGUAAGGGAAAUUACAAAGCCUUGCAUAUCACUACCAAGUGUAAAGGUUGUACCGUCGUAAAAGUGCUGCUUGAUAACGGAUUAUCCUUGAAUGUGAUGCCCAUGAGGACCUUGGCCCGCUUACCCAUUGACAUGUCUUACAUGAGAAAAAGCCAGAUGAUUGUGAGAGCCUUUGAUAGGACGAGGAGAGAAGUAGUAGGGGACAUUGAGAUACCGAUAAAAAUCGACUCGUGUACCUUUUCCACUGAAUUUCAAGUUAUGGAUAUUGUUCUUUCAUACAAUUAUUUGUUGGGAAGACCUUGGAUCUACUUGGCUAGGGCCAUACCUUCAUCGCUUCACCAAAAAUUCAAGUUCAUCGUGGAUGGGAAGAUUGUAUGUGUUAACAGGGAAGAGGACUUACUCAUAAGCAAGCUAGCGGAUACUCCUUACGUGAAAGCGAAGGAAGAAGUGCCUGAAUGUUUCUUUCGAUCCUUCGAGUUUGUUAACACCACAUAUAUUGAAGAAAGAACCACACCACCCAUUCUGAGGCUUUCCAAAACCACCAAGAUGGCUGUCAGUCAGAUAGUAAGGAAAGGAUACAAAGCAAGGGUAGGAUUGGGAAGAGAAUUACAAGGCAUUAAAAGGCCAAUACGUGCUACCAAAAAUGAAGAAAGGUUUGGCCUGGGAUAUAAGCCGACUAAGAAGGAAAGAGAAGAAAUGAUAGCCGAAAAAAAAAAGGGAAAGGUUGGCUCACUUUAA
Theobroma cacao (cacao) is the source of this 1197-nucleotide messenger RNA. The record is from RefSeq and is a predicted model, not a curated record. Lineage: Eukaryota; Viridiplantae; Streptophyta; Magnoliopsida; Malvales; Malvaceae.